This is a messenger RNA of Medicago truncatula (barrel medic), 1411 nucleotides long. RefSeq lists its product as uncharacterized. NCBI's taxonomy places the organism in Eukaryota, Viridiplantae, Streptophyta, Magnoliopsida, Fabales, Fabaceae. The transcript has 2 exons. The coding region runs from base 234 to 1025 and encodes 263 amino acids. The record is from RefSeq and is a predicted model, not a curated record.
UCUUUCUUUAAAAAACUUAGUCACCAAGAAAUUUAAAAAGCUUCUUUGUCACCUUUCAAUGUGUUGUAGUGGUUGUGAAGAUACUAUACUAUAUAUUAAAAUAAAUAUUAUUAAUCCCUUCACCAUUCCUACCCUCUUUCAAAAUCUUUCAAAACCUAACACAAAAUAUUACUCAUAUUAAUUUCUCUUCUUGAAAAAAAAAAGUAUAUGUUAUAAAAUAUAAUAUAACAAAAAUGCUUGAUCCACGAAGAUACCAUUACCAACCCACAAUUUCUUUUCCAGUUUCUGAUGAUAGAAUACAACAAAAAACUCAUACCAAAAACUACAACAAUUUUCAUCAUCAUCAUCAUGAUCAACAUGUUGAAGAUGAAUCUGGUAUGUGUUCUCCACCUUUAUGGACAACAAAGAGUAAAAGCAACAACUAUAGAAGUCUUUCACCUGAAUCAAAGACACAAGCCAUUGAAAGAGGUCAAAGAGAGUUAAUGGAAAUGGUUAAGAACAUGCCAGAAUCAAGCUAUGAACUUACUUUGAAAGAUCUUGUUGAGGAACAUCAUGUUGAAGAAAAUAACAAGGUAAAAGAGAGGAAUUUGAGCAACAAAAACACACGAAAAAGAGAAGGAAUUAGGGCUAGUAGAAAUAUGGAUAAGAAGAAUAUUGAUAGUGGAGGGCUUUAUUUGAAAAUGGUUUUUCCAAUUUCUUUGGGAUCAUCUAAGAAACAUGAUAAGAAGAAAGAGUUAUUGGUUAGUAAUAAAAGUAGUAGUAAUUCAAAGGUUUCACCAAGAGCAUCUGUUUCUGAUGGAUCUGUUACUAAGGAUUGGUGGAAGAAGAAACUGGGGAGUAGUGGUUCAGAAUGUGGGGGUGAUCAAAGUGAUCAUAGUGGUGUAUCUAGCAUGAAUGGUAGCAUCAAAAGAUAUGGUAGUAGCACAACCAGUAGUUGCAGUAGCAGGAGUAAUAGCAGGCAUGAAAUGAGUACCAGCAGAUGUUGGCCUUUCAUAAGAAGAUCCCAAAUUCUAUCAGAGAAGUAAUGGUGGAUCAAAAGCUACACAUUUGAGCUUCUAGAAUUUAUGGUGAGAGAAAUCUAAAUUCUAGUGACAUUGUCCACCACUCAACCAAACACAACAUUAUAAGUGUUGCCACUUUUUUUUUUUUUUGAGAAUUCUAAGUGUUGCUUUGCUUGUAAUGUUUCUGAUGCCAAAGUAUUUCAAAUAUACUAUAAUUAUUUGGAAUUUAGACAUGAGAGUAGAUAAAAGUAAGUUUGCAAAUUAACAUUGUAUUUGGACUAUUGUAUGAAAUAUGUAUUCAUCAAACACCAGAUUGAGAUGCGAUAGUUUAUCAUUGCUUCACUUAUCUUAUCUACCAAAUGUAUCCUAAACCGAAUUGACGAUACAAAUUAAUUUAAUUUACGGCAAAA